Messenger RNA from Schistosoma guineensis, 597 nucleotides. NCBI's taxonomy places the organism in Eukaryota, Metazoa, Platyhelminthes, Trematoda, Strigeidida, Schistosomatidae. The record is from the annotation of a GenBank genome assembly.
AUGUGGAUGUUUGUGUUUUUCUUCACCUCGCUUGUUACUUAUUGUCACGGCUACUAUGUAGUAGUAGAUGCUAAUUCGGAAGAGUGCUUUUUUGAUCGGGUUGCCAGUGGUAGCAAGCUCACGCUUCACUAUGAAGUUGCUGAGGGUGGUUUCCUUGAUAUAGAUGUUAAUGUUUACAAUCCUAGUGGGGCUAAGGUUUUCGAGUCUCUCAGGAAGUCCAAUGGAAGGCCUGAAUUUGCUGCAAACGAAGCUGGUGAGUACAAGUAUUGCUUCGGAAAUCGGAUGAGCUCUAUGACACCGAAAGUUGUACUUUUUGAAAUGGCUAUAGAAGAAGACCAAUUGAAAGUAAAUGAAACUGACGAUGAGGAGCACAAAAAGCUUGUAACAAUGGUUAAUGAGUUAUCACACUCCAUCUCUGGGGUCAAGUUAGAAAUGGAAUAUGUUUCUGUUAGGACUCAAGUACACUGGGAAAUUAAUAAGAAUACCAAUUUUCGCGUGGUCGUUUGGGCUGCGUUCGAAGCAUUUCUAAUCAUAGCCAUGAGUAUCGGCCAAGUUUUCUAUCUCAAACGUUUCUUUGAAGUUCGGAGAUUAGUUUAA